Molecule: messenger RNA, 690 nt
Organism: Aedes albopictus (Asian tiger mosquito)
Lineage: Eukaryota; Metazoa; Arthropoda; Insecta; Diptera; Culicidae
Exons: 1
Coding region: 1-690 (229 amino acids)
Source: RefSeq, a predicted model, not a curated record
AUGACUGAAAAGAAAAUUAAGGAAAAGGUCAAAAAGCGGGAGCGUAUUGUCGCAUCAUUACAGCGACAUGCGCAAUUUCUGGGCAGUUUCAACCCAGAUAUUCAUACGGGGGAAGUUCAGUCAAGACUGGACAAGAUUGAGACAAAGUUUGAAGAGUUUGAGGAGGUUCAAGAAGAAAUCGCAGAGCUGGACGCGGAAGGGAUCUAUGAGGAGGACUGCACCACGGCCUACGAGGAAUUCGAGAAGCUGUACUAUCGUUUACGGGCGGCUUUGCUGGCAAAACUACCAACGGAGGAGACUGCUGUUGAGCGGAAUGGUCAACAUGUAGGGGCGCACACUGGUGUUCGUCUGCCGCAGAUUUCUCUACCGGAGUUCGGCGGCGACUACAAGGGAUGGCUGUCGUUCAAGUCAACGUACGUGUCGCUGAUUCACGAUUCUGGGGAGCUAAGCGACGUGCAGAAGUUCCAUUACCUGAAGUCAGCGCUUAAAGGGGAAGCAGCCAAACUUAUCGAAUCGCUCACGCUUACCAACGAUAACUAUUCGAUUGAUUGGAGCACGAUUACGAAGCGGUAUUCCAACGAGUACCUGUUGAAGAAGAGGCAUUUGCAGGCACUGAUGGAGUACCCGAAAGUGGAAAAGAGUCGUCUGUGGCUCUUCAUGCCCUGGUGGAUGAAUUCGAACAGCGGCUGA